GGAGAAAGCUAAGCACCGUCCCUUCCGGUUCCGUCUCCUCGGUCACGGAAGUGUGAUGUGGCUGGAAGCGGGGAGCUAUGUCUGCGAUCUUCAACUUUCAGAGCCUACUGACAGUAAUCUUGCUGCUCAUAUGUACCUGUGCUUAUAUCAGAUCCUUGGCUCCCAGCUUACUGGACAAAAAUAAAACUGGAUUAUUGGGGAUAUUCUGGAAGUGUGCCAGGAUUGGUGAACGGAAGAGUCCAUAUGUAGCUGUGUGCUGUAUAGUGAUGGCCUUCAGCAUUCUGUUCGCACAGUAGCAACUGAAGAAUGUCAAGAAUAUCUUGCUGUCAAGCCAAUGGCUAAAUGAACUUUGAGCAGCAAAAAAGAUGAAAAGCAUAUUCUAACCCCUCUAUCUCUCUGUUGCGUGUAUUGGAUGGGCCAUACUUUUGGCAAGCCUUUCCUUUUUUUUUUUUUCCUGUUAGUGGACCAUGGUGUACAGUUUAACAAAAUGUAAUUCUGGAAUUGAAGACCUGUAUUUUGAUUAUUGAUGUUAUAAAUUCUGCAAAGGUCAUUCACGUGCAUUGUAUAUUGGAUUUCAAAGUGGUUAUUUUUAAGCCAUGCAAUUGAAAACAAAGUUAAUAAAUAUAUAUCAGUUUGA
Molecule: messenger RNA, 637 nt
Organism: Emys orbicularis (European pond turtle)
Lineage: Eukaryota; Metazoa; Chordata; Testudines; Emydidae
Gene: TMEM167A
Product: transmembrane protein 167A
Exons: 4
Coding region: 78-296 (72 amino acids)
Biological process (GO): protein secretion; intracellular transport
Source: RefSeq, a predicted model, not a curated record